Messenger RNA from Jatropha curcas, 2022 nucleotides. RefSeq names its product Clathrin adaptor complexes medium subunit family protein. Gene Ontology annotation, biological process: vesicle-mediated transport; intracellular protein transport. Gene Ontology annotation, cellular component: clathrin adaptor complex. Lineage: Eukaryota; Viridiplantae; Streptophyta; Magnoliopsida; Malpighiales; Euphorbiaceae. The record is from RefSeq and is a predicted model, not a curated record.
CGAGAUUUGCACGUGCCAGAUGACCACGCGUGCUAAAGGAAGACCGAAAUGUGCCAUGGCUGACUAAAACUCUGUAACUCGAACGAACAGAAACAGCUCGCUCUCUGAAUUUUUUUUUUCCUCCUAAAGCUGAGCCAUCCAUCCAGCUUCCACGCAUCUCUAAUCCUGAUCAAGUAUUUCAUCUGCAAAUAAUAAGCUCUAAAUCUCCAGAUCUGUGUUGACCCAUUAUCAUCAUCAUCUUCGUGACUUCUCCGUAAUUGCUCGUUGAUUAUUCUGAGGUCGAUCCACUGCAUUAGCUAUGCCGGUGGCUGCUUCUGCCAUCUAUUUCUUAAAUCUCCGUGGGGAUGUACUCAUCAAUCGUCUCUAUCGCGAUGAUGUCGGUGGAAAUAUGGUGGAUGCAUUUCGAAUGCAUAUAAUGCAAACAAAAGAACUCGGCACAUGCCCAGUGCGACAGAUUGGUGGUUGCUCUUUCUUUUACAUGAGAAUCAGCAAUGUCUACAUUGUGAUUGUUGUCAGCAGCAAUGCUAAUGUAGCUUGUGCAUUCAAGUUUGUUGUUGAGGCUGUUGCGUUAUUCAAAUCAUACUUCGGCGGGGCUUUUGAUGAAGAUGCCAUCAGAAAUAAUUUUGUCCUGAUUUAUGAAUUACUGGAUGAGAUUAUGGACUUUGGUUACCCACAAAAUCUGUCUCCUGAGAUUUUAAAGCUUUACAUCACACAAGAAGGAGUUCGCUCACCGUUUUCAUCCAAGCCUACAGAUAAACCAGUACCUAAUGCAACUUUACAAGUCACGGGUGCUGUUGGUUGGAGGAGAGAGGGCCUUGUUUAUAAAAAGAAUGAGGUUUUCCUGGAUAUUGUGGAAAGUGUAAAUCUUCUUAUGUCUUCAAAAGGUAGUGUUUUGCGCUGUGAUGUAACUGGGAAGAUUCUUAUGAAGUGUUUCCUUUCUGGGAUGCCCGAUUUAAAAUUGGGAUUAAAUGAUAAAAUUGGCCUCGAGAAAGAGUCGCAACUGAAAUCCCGUCCUGCUAAAAGUGGCAAAACAAUUGAACUUGAUGAUGUUACUUUCCAUCAGUGUGUAAAUUUGACAAGGUUCAACUCAGAAAAGACAGUUAGUUUUGUUCCACCAGAUGGUGAAUUUGAAUUGAUGAAGUAUCGUAUCACUGAGGGAGUAAAUCUUCCAUUUCGAGUGUUGCCCACAAUCAAGGAACUGGGUCGAACACGAAUGGAAGUGAAUGUUAAGGUAAAGAGUGUAUUUGGUGCCAAAAUGUUUGCACUUGGAGUUGUCAUCAAAAUUCCUGUACCCAAACAAACUGCUAAAACGAGUUUCCAAGUGACAUCGGGUCGGGCAAAGUACAAUGCUGCAAUUGAUUGCUUGGUUUGGAAGAUAAGAAAAUUCCCUGGACAGACUGAGCCAACCUUGAGCGCAGAAGUUGAGUUGAUUUCUACAAUGACUGAAAAGAAGUCUUGGACAAGGCCACCAAUUCAGAUGGAGUUCCAGGUUCCCAUGUUUACGGCAUCUGGUUUACGUGUUCGCUUUCUCAAGGUAUGGGAGAAGAGUGGGUAUAAUACAGUUGAGUGGGUCCGCUAUAUCACUAAAGCAGGUUCUUAUGAGAUUAGGUGCUAAAAACAUUGAGUACAUGAGUGAAGUAUUGGCUUAUUGCAAUGAGAUCAGAUGGAGAUUGAAUACUUUGCUAGCCAUUCUAGCCAAGUUGCAAGGAAUCAUUGCAUAGAUUGCAUUUUGUCUACAGAAAAAUGUGCAGCUUGUCAUGUUGAUUAUUUUAUUGUAAUCUGUUAUGUUGAUUUUUUUUAUUGUAAUCUGGCCAGUAGCAAGUGUUGUCGGUAUUUUAAUUUGGAGUGAUUGGUUUUUUGCUUUUAAAGAUAGUUCCUUGUUAGAGCGUGAUGAUUUUUUUUUUUUUUUUUCUUUUUACCGUUUUCAUUUUUGAUAUAUAGUGUUAUUUUCGUUUUGAUAUGCUACUGUUUACUGCUUCUUGCAGAGUUUGUUUUUGUUGUAGUGAUGAAAUUGUUUAUCCA